Molecule: messenger RNA, 5866 nt
Organism: Sinocyclocheilus anshuiensis
Lineage: Eukaryota; Metazoa; Chordata; Actinopteri; Cypriniformes; Cyprinidae
Product: adhesion G protein-coupled receptor B3-like
Exons: 30
Coding region: 508-4989 (1493 amino acids)
Biological process (GO): negative regulation of angiogenesis; neuron remodeling; adenylate cyclase-activating G protein-coupled receptor signaling pathway
Cellular component (GO): plasma membrane; synaptic cleft; postsynapse
Molecular function (GO): G protein-coupled receptor activity
Source: RefSeq, a predicted model, not a curated record
UGAGAUGGUGAGAGACGCAGCUCGAGACGUCCAUACGUGCCUUAUCUUAGUGGCAGUGACGUGAUAUUGCAGCUCCAGUCCUGAGGCUCGGCGAGAAAGCGCUUUCCAUCUCACUCCACAGCGAGUCAGCAGCAUCCUCCAUCCGUCAGGGAUUGCGCUCUACCUGCUACCCGACCUGGGCAUCUCUUGAGGGACGGGCAGACAACGACUUAUGAUCAGUCGAGAUUCACAACAUUUUUAGCCCUCGUUCUAGUGUCCGCUCACUUCUGUUGCGUUCUCAUCACUUGGCUGCGUUGAGGUGGGGGAAAAAAAAGGAGCGAGAUGAUGAUCCAGCCUGGAGUCUAAUGCAUUUUUGCUCAUUGACCAUCUUGUUGCUCUAGACUUCUAUCAUCGGCAAUGGGAGAUAUCGAUUCGCAGGGGAGCGACACGUUUCAUUUCUAAAUUAUGUUUCCAAGUAUGUGGGAAAAAUAGCCAUAGCUUUCAGAGUGCAAGGCCAAAUGACAUAGGAUGAAGGCUGUUCGUAAUCUGUUGAUUUAUAUAUUUUCCACCUAUCUCCUGGUUAUGUUUGGAUAUACUGGUGCCCAAGAUUUCUGGUGUUCCACGCUGGUAAAAGGAGUUAUCUAUGGAUCUUAUUCGAUAAAUGAAAUGUUUCCCAAGAACUUCACAAACUGCACAUGGACGUUGGAGAACCCUGAUCCUACCAAAUACAGCAUCUACCUAAAACUUUACAAACGAGAAAUUAGCUGUUCUGAAUUCUCUCUGCUGGCUUACCAGUUCGAUCACUUCUCUCACGAGAAGAUCAACGAGCUGUUGAGGAUCAACGAGUCCAUCGUGCACCUGUGUGAUGACGCCAAGAAUAUUUAUGUGUUUUUGCAUUACGACAAAAAUUUCGUGCAGCUCCGGCGAGUGUUUCCCUACGACUACAACGGAUUGAUGACGAAGAAGACAGAGGAGGAGGAAAUGUCUGUGGUGGAGUUUGUGGUUUUAAACAAGGCGAGCCCAAGUCAGUUUGGAUGUCAGGUGUUAUGCACGUGGUUGGAAAACUGCUUGAAAGGAGAGAAAGCUGAAUCGUGUGGAAUAGUCUACGUUAAAUGCACCUGCCCACAACAUUUAGGCGAUGGGGAAUCUGAAAGCGUGCUGAUGCUCAGUAACGUGGUGUUGCCUUUAAAUCCCCAAACCGAAGGAUGCCUGACUCCUCAGGUGCGCUCAGCGCAGGUGUGCAAUCUGAGCGCGGAGGUGCGGCGCCCAUCCAAGGAGGAAUAUGGAAUGAUCGGAGAACAUACUGUAAAAAGUCAGCGGCCAAGAUCAGUACAUGACACAAAGGGCCUACAGGAGCGAGAUGAAUCUGCUAAAUUUAUGGCACAAACUGGUGACCCUGGUGCUGAGGAGUGGUCCCAGUGGAGCUCUUGCUCAGUUACAUGCGGUCAAGGGUCGCAGGUGCGAACAAGAACAUGUGUCUCACCAUACGGAUCACACUGCAGCGGCCCUUUAAGAGAAUCCAGGGUGUGCAAUAACACUGCCCCCUGCCCAGUGCACGGUGUGUGGGAAGAGUGGUCUCCAUGGAGCCUCUGCUCUUUCACCUGUGGGCGGGGUCAUCGCACCCGCGCUCGGAUGUGCACUCCACCCCAGCAUGGAGGAAGAGCGUGUGAGGGACCCGAGACCCAGAGCAAACUCUGCAACAUUGCCCUCUGCCCAGUGGACGGGCAGUGGCAGGAGUGGAGUGCGUGGAGCGAUUGCUCGGUGACCUGUGCCAACGGAACGCAACAGCGGAAGAGGCAGUGCUCAGCGGCUGCUCAUGGGGGAUCUGAGUGCAGAGGACAUUGGGCGGAGAGCAGAGAAUGCUCCAACCCUGAAUGCACAGCUAACGGACAGUGGAACGCUUGGGCUCCAUGGAGUGGGUGUUCUAAGUCCUGUGACGGUGGUUGGCAGCGGAGGGUGCGCGUAUGCCAGGGGCUGGCGGUCACGGGGCAGCCAUGUGAUGGCAGCGGGGAGGAGGUCCGCAGAUGCAGCGAGCAGCGUUGCCCAGCUCCUUAUGAAAUAUGCCCUGAGGAUUAUGCUGUGUCCAUGCUGUGGAGAAGAACUCCCUCUGGGGAACUGGCCUUCAACAGGUGUCCUCCCAACGCCACGGGCACCACUAGUCGACGCUGCUCACUGGAUCACCGCGGGGUGGCCUAUUGGGAGCAGCCCAGCUACGCUCGAUGCAUUGCAAAUGAAUACAGAUACUUGCAGCAAUCAGUCCAGGGGCACCUUGCUAAAGGUCAGAGGAAUCUGGCAGGAGAUGGCAUGUCCCAGGUUACGAAGGUCCUCCUAGACCUCACCCAAAGACGCAAUUUCUAUGCAGGUGACCUUCUCUCUUCAGUGGAGAUUCUUCAAAACGUCACAGACACCUUCAAAAGGGCCAGCUAUGAACCCUCUUCUGAUGACGUUCAGAAUUUUUUUCAGAUCAUCAGCAAUCUCCUGGAAGAAGAGAACAGAGAAAAGUGGGAAGAUGCGCAACAGAUUUACCCGGGGUCUGUGGAGCUCAUGCAGGUCAUUGAAGAGUUCAUCCACAUCGUCGGGCUGGGAAUGAAGGACUUCCAUAAUUCCUACCUGAUGACAGGAAAUCUGGUUGCGAGUAUACAGAGGUUGCCUGCGGUAUCUGUGAUGACAGACAUUAACUUUCCCAUGAAGGGACGGAAAGGGAUGGUGGACUGGGCCAGAAAUUCUGAGGACAAAGUUGUCAUUCCCAAAGGAAUCUUUGUGCCCCAGACAGCAGAUAUGGAUGGAUCUCCUGUAUUCAUUCUUGGAACGGUUCUCUACAAGACUCUUGGCCUUAUGCUGCCUGCUCCUCGGAAUAACACUGCUGUGAACUCAAAAGUGAUUGCUGUGACUGUCCAACCAGAACCCAGGGUUACAGAAGCCCAGCUGGAGAUUGAGUUAGCUCAUCUAGCUAAUGGAACAAUGAAUCCAUUCUGUGCACUGUGGGACAGCUCUAUUAUGAACGAUUCUUGGGGCAGCUGGAGCUCUAAAGGAUGCAGAACUGUGCUCACCGAUGCAUCCCACACCAAAUGCUUAUGUGAUCGGGUAUCUACCUUCGCCAUUUUGGCUCAACAACCCAGAGAAAUAGCUAUGGAGUACACAGGGGUUCCAUCUGUGACACUAAUAGUGGGCUGUGGUCUUUCCUGCCUGGCCUUGAUCACACUGACCGUGGUGUAUGCUGUUCUAUGGAGGUACAUCAGGUCGGAGAGAUCAAUCAUUCUGAUCAAUUUCUGCCUUUCAAUCAUCUGCUCCAACAUCCUGAUCCUUGUUGGACAGACACAGACACACAAUGCGGGUAUAUGCACGAUGACAACUGCAUUUCUGCACUUCUUUUUCCUGGCGUCCUUCUGCUGGGUUUUGACAGAAGCUUGGCAGUCCUAUAUGGCUGUGACAGGGAAAGUUCGGACCAGGCUCAUCCGGAAACGCUUCCUCUGCCUGGGAUGGGGAUUGCCUGCUUUAGUGGUCGCUAUCUCAAUGGGAUUCACAAAAGCAAAAGGAUACGGGACACCUCAGUACUGUUGGCUAUCUCUGGAAGGUGGUCUUCUCUAUGCAUUUGUGGGACCUGCUGCUGCAGUGGUGCUGGUUAACAUGGUGAUUGGUAUUCUAGUGUUUAAUAAACUGGUUUCGAGAGAUGGGAUCCUGGAUAAGAAACUAAAACACAGAGCAGGGCAGAUGAGCGAGCCCCAUACAGGAUUAACUUUAAAAUGUGCCAAAUGUGGUGUCGUCUCAACUACUGCUUUAUCAGCAACAGCGGCCAGCAACGCCAUGGCCUCCCUAUGGAGUUCCUGUGUCGUUCUCCCUCUAUUAGCUCUCACCUGGAUGUCUGCGGUGCUGGCCAUGACGGACAAACGCUCAAUUCUAUUCCAGAUCCUCUUUGCGGUCUUUGACUCCCUGCAAGGCUUUGUCAUAGUCAUGGUCCACUGUAUCCUCAGAAGAGAGGUUCAAGAUGCCUUCAGAUGUCGCCUGAGAAACUGUCAAGACCCCAUCAAUGCAGAUGCAACUGGUACAUUUCCCAACGGGCAUGCACAGAUCAUGACGGAUUUUGAGAAAGACGUGGACAUCGCAUGUCGAUCAGCCCUCCACAAAGACAUGGGCUCCUGUCGAGCGGCCACCAUCACCGGCACCCUCUCCCGCAUCUCUCUCAAUGAUGAGGAGGAAGAGAAAGGUCCCGAGGGGCUCAAUUACUCCACGUUGCCUGGCAACAUCAUGUCUAAAGUGAUCAUCCAGCAGCCCUCUGGACUUCACAUGUCCAUGGGCAUGGGCGAUCUGGGAGAGCAGUGUUUGGACAGCACGGCAGACAUGCGGCGAACCGUAUACCUGUGUACAGAUGACGCCACCAGGCAGAGCGAGCAGGAGCUGAGCGCCCACGACCUGAGUGGCCACCCUCAGCCGGGGCAGAUGGAAACGGACUACAUCGUCCUGCCUCGCAGUUCCGCGGCGGUGUCGGCGGCUGGGUCUAGCUGCAUUCCCACCCUGCUGAAGGAGGACAGCAAGAUGAGCAUGACCAUGGACUCUCUGUCGCACGACAGGUUGAUGCAUUACAAGAUGGGCGCUGAGUUUAACCUCGGGCCCUCGGGGAUGGAGCACAUGGGAAUGGAACAGCAGUACCCCGUCCAGGCCGAACACAUGCAGAAUCUGCCCUUCGAGCCACGCACGGCUGUGAAGAACUUCCUGGCAGAAAUGGAGGAGAGCGGAGGACUGUCACGUAGUGAAACCGGUUCAACUAUAUCGAUGAGCUCUUUAGAGAGAAGAAAGUCGAGGUACCAGGAUCUAGACUUCGAGGACAAGGCAAUGCUAAACAAGAACCCCUGGGAGAGUUUCAACCUGGCAAGUGAAUAUCAGAACUACGCCACAAUGAAUGUACUAGAAUCAGACACAAAGAACUCUCUGGAGAUGACUAACGCUGAGUGGGAAAAGUGUGUCAGCCUCCCUUUGGACGUCCAGGAGGGAGACUUUCAGACAGAAGUCUGAGGAAUAAUGAAGCGUUAGCAGGGACGCGGAAGAAGGUGGACAUAUUUUGCACUGAACAAAAACACGGAAGACUUCUCAUGCAGCCUUGGAAAGACAUAUCUGGAUUCUAGGAGUCUAGCAGGGACAAUAUGUGCCAAUAAGAUUUUAAAACAAGGAAGGACAGACAGAAAAAAAGACGUUAGAAAAAGACAAAAAAAAAACAACAACUGUGUUAUCUUUUUUUUGUAUUCUCACUCGUGUAUUUAGUGGGGGGCAGACAAUAUCGAACAUCAUGUUUCAAAAGUAACCAGUUGGAAAAUAAUCGGUUCCAAAAGCGUUAUCUUUCCAAAUGAAACCUCAAAAGAGAAAACGACACGACGUGAUGUCCACCCACGAGCGGCGGCUGGGUUCGGUUUUUCGUUCGGCGGGAGACGAGCCCAGGAAUACAAUGUAUAUACUUGCGCAGGUUUUUAAAAAGUUUAUAACAAGUCCGUUUGGCCAUUACUACACUUUUUACUUUAUAAUAUGAAAAGACAAAACUAUUCAGAGGCAAAGAGGAUUUUUUUUCUUUCAUUUAAAAACGAAUGUUUGUCGAGCUACAUUCUUCAUUGCUUUAAAUGCAAUAAAGGUAAUACUCACUUUUUUUAUGAAUAAUAUAUUUCAAAACUUUAAUACUGCAGAAUCUGCCUGGAAGCUCAGUAAAGCUCUCUCAUCUGCAGCCCUGUAUAAAAUAUUUAAAAAUCAAAAAUGUUGUAUGGUGUAAAUAAAACUUUUGUCUACAUAUGUUUUACUUGUGCCAAGCUUAUUUUAAUGAGAAAAGAGAAAAUUGCCAACUUGAUGAGAGUUAGCGAAAAAUGUUAACAUUUGAAAAAGGAAUGUAAAUAAAAGAGGAAAUAUG